This is a messenger RNA of Sclerotinia borealis F-4128, 2658 nucleotides long. NCBI's taxonomy places the organism in Eukaryota, Fungi, Ascomycota, Leotiomycetes, Helotiales, Sclerotiniaceae. The record is from the annotation of a GenBank genome assembly.
AUGGGUGGUGUAAAGGAUAAGAUCGCCAGUUUGCUCAAGGGCAAGAAGAAGAGUGAGGAGGAAUCAGAGUUGGCGCAGGAAAUUGAGGGGGAGCUUGAACAGAGACCGAGGAGAGAACGAAGAAAAUAUCGGAGGAGUAGGACAAAUCGAGAGAGACGAUCGAAAGAUGGAGAGGAUGGGGAGGAUAGGGAGGGUGAAGGCGGAUAUGGUUCGAUUUCUCCAAGAAGACAUCGACAUCGAGAUGGCAGAGAUCACGAAUACGAUGAAAAUCCUCGACGACAUCAUUCGGUCAAAUUAAGUACCUCUACCUCUCGUUCGCCUCAUACAGAUCAUCGACAUCGCGCGGAUGACGAUUCUCCUUCUGCUUCUCCGAAAAAACAUCAAUCGAAUAAGCCAAGUACCUCGACCUCUCAAUCGCCACAUCAUGCAAGACCUAGCACAGGUAGAUCGUCAAAAUACACGGAAGAGGGUGUAAGAGCGCCUAAGGUUAAAAUAUUGACAGAUUGGCCACCAGUUGGUUAUUCGCAUGAUGCCGAAUUGACACAAGGAAAAGCGAUGCAAUUGAUUGCUACUGGAGUACCUGUUUUCAAAGGAACCAUGGAAUCGAUCGCACACGCUUCGAAUGAAUACUUUGCGCUGUAUGCGACUUGUAAUGGGAAUGGAGGAGCUGGGAGCGAUCGUGCGGAGGUUUUUAGUAGGGCUUUCAUGGCGGAUUCUAUGCGAUUGCAAGGAGCUGGCGAAACAAAUCGUCCAUGGGAGACUCUCGAACAACCAAGUAUGGCUUUUGCUUAUGGUACACUGGGAGGCACGAUUACGUUGAAUCACUGGUGCAGCAUCAAUGGCAAUCCACAUGCUCCCAUUGAACUUCGGGAUUCGAGCGUUCAAACUCUGAGAGAUGUGGAUCUGCAAACUCUCUUGGAUCGAUUGAUAUAUUUGGAAGGUGGUAUUGAUGAUGAGAGUGAGGAUACGCUGUACAAGAAUUUAUACAAGAUUUUACUCAAGGAUCUCGACAAAUCGUUUAUCGCCAAAAAGGGAAUGGAGAAACAGAUUGCGGAUUUGAUAAUUGCGCUGUCGAGACGUGAGUGGAUUGAUUUUAGUCAACCUAAGAAUCAUGUUGUGGCUAAAUUCUUUGCUGAUGAGGCAUAUUCUGAUCAUGGACGGUAUCGAGCUUUCUUUCAGCAACUGCUGUUGAGUAUAGAACUGGAGUUGAGGAUUCAAUCAAAGCAUCACUCGGAAGAAGCAAAGGAGAGGUUGUUAGCACAGUUGCCGCCAUGGAUCUCCUGGGAUUUAGCUGUUGCGAAGAAGUGGAGAGAGUGCAUGACAAUCGAGAAGUAUAGGGCUAGUGAUGAUCUUCAGCAAAGUAAGUUUGCACAAUUCAAUCUGCUCUUCGAGAAAGAGAAACUAAUUACUACAGUUAAAUUUCGUCUUUUAAGGAAGAGAUCACAAGUCAAGGCCUUGCGCAAAUUUUCGAGGGCUAUGAAGUGGCCUAAUUUAGCCAUGGUAGAUGAAGCUCUUAAAGAGCUAAAUCCAGAUGCUUCACCUCUCGAAGAUCGUUCUGCAGACGCCAUGUCCUUUUGUACUGGCCUAAUCCUGCCAGGGCCAACUCAACCAUGGCUUCUCAUGAACACGUUAAUCGACUGCGACGAGGAUGGAGGUGCUGACCUUGGCGGUCUUACACAUAUGCAUCCUAAUUCGGGCUUCCAAUACAGAGGUAGUACAUAUUGGGCAUCUACUUGCAUUGUUGGCAAAGUUCUUGCGCCCACCUGUCAAGAGAUUGCCGGUUGGGUUGGCCCAGCUCUCGCUUCUACGGAUAUCGAUCGCACCCAGGUCUUGCGAAUUCGUCAACGUAUGACCCCCCAAAUCAUCACCAAGACAGACGUCCUAAGUAUGCGCGUUCGAUCCGAUCCUCUAGGUCCACCCGAUCCCAGCGAUCCCGUCUACCCCAUCAGCGAAUUUGUGCUACCCAAGCUAGACUUGGAAUCGCCACCUGUAGACAAUAUUCGGAUUGAGAGACUGUCAUUCGUGGUAGCGAGACCACACCAGCAGCUUGACGGCGGCUCCCCAAGGAGAAGCAGCGAGGUGGGAAAGAGACCGCCUAAUUAUGAUGCUUGUGUGGUUUUUGCUAGGAAGGGACAAUCGCAUUGGUUGAGAUUAGCUCACGAUGUUUCGUUCAUCACCGCGUACCCUUGUUCUAAUGGCCCACAUCCACUUUUCUUCGACUACGUUUACAAAAUUGCGUGUUUGGAUCAGCUGCUCGAUAUACACAAUUGGGGCGGUGUAGGAGGUGCUAAUUUAAACGAAGACCUGCAGCUAGGCUGGGCACCAGAUCCGAAAGAAAUGGGCAUCAAAGGUUCGUGGGAAGAAGGAUAUGAUAUGAAGGAUGCAAAGUGGAGGUUUAAUGAACUUAUGGAGGGUGUUGAUAAGGAUACGGUGCUGGUGAUUGAGGCGUGGGGCGUGGGCGAUAAUGAAUGUAUGGCUAGGGCGUGGUGUAGUCAUUGGGGCUUGAAUGCGGUGGUGGCGGUGUUGGGGAGGUCGUGUGUGGGGUGUGCGGUUCGAGAGGCGUAUGCGGGGGGAGUUAAUGUGGUUAUUUUUGUUGGUGAAGAGGGGAAGUGGAAGGGGAAGGGAAAGGAAAAGGAAAGGGAAAAGGGGCAUGAGUAG